Molecule: messenger RNA, 2189 nt
Organism: Ostrinia furnacalis (Asian corn borer)
Lineage: Eukaryota; Metazoa; Arthropoda; Insecta; Lepidoptera; Crambidae
Product: exportin-5-like
Exons: 13
Biological process (GO): protein export from nucleus; RNA export from nucleus
Cellular component (GO): nucleus; RNA nuclear export complex; cytoplasm
Molecular function (GO): RNA binding; nuclear export signal receptor activity; small GTPase binding
Source: RefSeq, a predicted model, not a curated record
AAUUUCACAAAACCAAGCACUUUUCUAAUACAAAACGGACGAACAUUGCAAAAUGAAGAUAUUGUGAGAUAAAUACACCAAAUAAGCUAAGCCACGGGCUAAGCUGUUUUCAUCACGUUUCUAUAGCCAUCGAUUCAUAUCGUUCCUGAACUAAAAAAGAAACUCAAUUGUCUAGCUAGUCUAUGGAAUAUUCCGAAAUUCUUUCUGUUCGACACGAGGUAUUUUCUUUAUUUUGAAUGUGUUUCGUGUUUUUUGUGGUCAGUCAGUACGCGAAUACUUUUCAGUAUUUACAAAACUAUAUCGUUGAAUAAAAUUUGAACAAAUUUGGGAUGCUGUAAAACAAAAGAUCAUGAAGUAACUAUUUCUAUGGGGAAAACUUAUCACAGGAUAUUGGAAUCCCACUACAAUGAAUGUUGGAGCAGUCGGAGGAGAGGUGGCUGGAGAGGUGACCCUCAUAGCAGAUGACCUGAGCCGUGCCGUGGAGUUGACCCUCAACCCCACAGUUGCACACGAGGCCCGCAACCAAGCCUAUAAUGCCUGUGAAAGCUUCAAAGAGAAUUCUCCAUGGUGUGCACAAGCUGGCCUGCUGUUGGCCAGCGGCAGCCAAUACUCGGCGGUUGUUAAACACUUCGGCCUGCAGCUCAUGGAACACACAGUCAAGUACAGGUGGACUCAGAUCACUCAGGCAGAAAAGAUAUUUAUCAAGGAAAAUGCUAUGAAACUGCUAUACAUGGGAGGAUGGGAGAUUGGCCACCUGAACGAUGCGUUAGCUCGCGUCAUCGUGGAGAUGAUCAAGCGCGAAUGGCCUCAACAGUGGCCCACUUUAUUGGCGGAGCUCAGCGACGCGUGCGCAAGAGGACAUGUGCACACGCAAAUUGUGCUGCAUGUCUUUCUGAGGCUUGUUGAGGAUGUUGCGACAUUACAGACCUUGGAGCAGCAUCAGCGUCGCAAGGACAUCUACCAAGCGCUGACCAGCAACAUGUCGGAGAUUUUUGCUUUCUUCAUGCGCCUCAUCGAGCUGCACGUGCAAGAGUUUCGCGAGAAGACAGCUGCAGGAGACUACAACGCCGCAGCCAGCAAUGGGCGAGUGGUGCAGGUCGUGCUGCUAACUCUGACUGGCUUCGUGGAAUGGGUGUCGACCAAUCACGUGGUUAUGAACAACGGGCGCCUGCUACAGAUUCUGUGCAUUUUAUUGCAAGACGAUGCAUUCCAGUUGCCGGCGGCCGAGUGUUUGUUGCAAGUCGUUAAUAGAAAGGGCUCCACAAAGGAGCGCAAACCGCUGAUGAUUUUGUUCAGCGAUGACGCAAUCGCGUGCAUCCACCGUGCGACGUUGGCCAGCAUCAAUGCGGUUGAUGAGCAGCAUUACUUGUUCCUGAAGAAACUGUCGCAGGUCCUCGCCGGUCUGUCCCAGCAGCUGACGUCACUAUGGGCGUACGCGACCAACUACGAGGGCUGGCUGCCGGUGCUGCUGGAGACGAUGCUGCUGCUGACGUCACACCCGUCGCUGACGCUCGCGCACACCGCCAACGCCGUGUGGCUGGCCUUCCUCAAGCACGAGCACAUCGCGCGCCUGCCUCACGUGCUCGCCGUCGUGCCGCGCUGGCUGCACGCCUCCGCGCCCAAAGUGCUCAAGGUGACGUACCCUACGUCUCGGGUGAGCGGCGUGAACGACGCAGUCGCGUACGCGUGUAUGGACUACGACAGUGAACAAGAGUUUGCCAUAUUCUUCAGUCGGUGUCGCACCGAAAUAUUAGAUAGCUUUAGAUACUGCAUGUCGACAGCCCCUCUCGUGACGUGGGCGUACGUCGAACAGUGGACGCGCGCGGCGCUCGACAAGGUGGAGUCGUGCCCGCCGCACGUUGACGUCACGCACCCGCUGCACGUCGAGUGGGAGGCGCUGUCGCAGGUGUUAGAUGUGGUCCUAUCGCGACUGCUUCAAGCGGAGCCCCGUCCAAACGUGGUGGAGGGCCUGCAGCUGCUGCAGCGCUGCGUGGUGUGCUCGCCGCGCGCGCCGCCCAUCCUGUCGCUGCUGCUGUCGCUCAUCUCGGCGCUGUUCGUGUUCCUGAGCUGCGCCUACAGCCAGCUGGCGGGCCCAGGCGUGGGUGUAGCAGGUGCGGACUUGCUGCCGCGCGUGCUGGACAAAAUAUUUGCGGCGCUGGUGUACGAGGGCGCGCCGCCCGCCGACCGCC